This is a messenger RNA of Balaenoptera ricei (Rice's whale), 2893 nucleotides long. RefSeq names its product NADP dependent oxidoreductase domain containing 1 (gene NOXRED1). The coding region runs from base 1772 to 2893 and encodes 373 amino acids. The transcript has 7 exons. The record is from RefSeq and is a predicted model, not a curated record. Gene Ontology annotation, molecular function: pyrroline-5-carboxylate reductase activity. Lineage: Eukaryota; Metazoa; Chordata; Mammalia; Artiodactyla; Balaenopteridae. Gene Ontology annotation, biological process: L-proline biosynthetic process.
GGGACCACUACAAAUCUGCCUUGGUGACUGCAUUCAGCAGCCUGUCAACACUUCAGGUUAUGGAGUAACAGUGCUUACGGCAAAGCAGGGCUGUGUGGUUAACAGAGGGAGCGCUGCCCCCUGGCUAAAGACCUGGCCUCUCGUCCCAGCUCUACCGCCGACAAGCUGUGUGGUGCUGGGCGAGUCCCCUUCUCUCUGGACUCAUCUUAAUCUGUGAGGGGAGGGCACGAUUCUCUCAGAGCUUGUAGGAUUCUGUGCUCUUGUGGCUGUGUGGAGUGGGGGCACACACUGAAGUGGUGCCCUACCCUGAAGUGGUAGGGGGAAGAGAAGACGCUCGUACAGAGGCACACAGCAGGAUUUAAGGCAAUGUGGUUCUCAUCUGGGGGAAAUUUUGCCCCCCAGGAGACGUGUCAAUAUCUGGACACACUUUUUUUUUUAAGAAUUUAUUAUUUAUUUAUCUAUUUAUCUAUCUAUUUAUUUAUUUAUUGGCUGCGUUGGGUCUUCGUUGCUGUGCGCGGGCUUUCUCUAGUUGCGGCGAGCAGGGGUUACUCUUUGUUGCGGUGCACGGGCUUCUCAUUGCAGUGGCUUGUCUUUGUUGUGGAGCAUGGGCUCUAGGUGCGCAGGCUUCAGUAGUUGUGGCUCGUGGGCUCUAGAACGCAGGCUCAAUAGUUGUGGUGCACGGGCUUAGUUGCUCCGCAGCGUGUGGGAUCUUCUGGACCAGGGCUCGAACCCAUGUCCCCUGCAUUGGCAGGCGGAUUCUUAACCACUGCGCCACUAGGGAAGCCCUGGAGACACUUUUUGUUGCCACAACUGGAUGGAGCUCCUGGCAUCUCGUGGAUAGAGGCCAGGGAUGCUACUAAAGAUCCUACAAUGCACAGGCAGCUCCCUACAACAAAGAAUUAUCCGGCCCCAAAUGUCAGUAGUGCCAAUGCGGAGAGAAAGCCUGCUCUAAGGGGGUCAGAUUCCAUCUUUUGCUCCUCUACUUUGCAGUGGCCUUUGCAAUUCCAGGUAACCUCAUAUUUGGUUCCUUUCUGGAUCAACCCUCUUGCUAUUGAAGAAACAGGAGUUUAAUUCGCUAAGUUGUGCUGAAGUUAUUGGCUGAUCUUCAAAUAAACAGUGGUGACCUAACUAGUGUAUGAGGGUUCAUUUAGAGAAGCAGAACCACUAGGAGUAUAUAGUCUGCCAGUCUGUCUACCUAUCUAAUCUAUAUGUGGGAUUCAUUACAGGGCUUUGACCUUGCUCAAGUAUGGCAGCUGGUACAGUCUCUGGAAGGUUUGUCCUCAUGUCUGGUGGUAGAGCUAGAAAUCCGUGGGGAAGGGAAGAUGGAUAAAAAGUGAGGGGAGAGGGAGCAAGGAUGAGCUGGAGCCCAUGAGGAUGCACUGGAACCCCUGCCAGUUCUCACCGCCGCCAACCUGAGGAAGUGGAUGACCUGCAGGGGAAGCUCACUGGCGGCCUUUGUCACACAGCUGAACACACACCUGGCCCAGGAGCGUGAGAAGCUACAGGAGGAUCCCAGGGAAGGUAUAGCAGUUGCGGGCCCGACUGCUGCCCCAUAGCCACAGCGCCGCCCACAGACAGCGAAAGUGCCCGCCCAGCCUCGCAAGCACAAAUGGCUGCUGCACUUCCACCUCCAGAUCCUGCACGGAAACCUCUCCUGUGGUGGCACACCCUAACUGGAAACAGACAGGGAAGGGAAUGCUGGAAAAUGUAGUUCAGCCUAGCCAACUCGACGUGUUACAAAGCCACAAGCAGCAGAUCCCCAUUUUUGAGAAUGCGAGAUGCUGGUUUGGAGAUGGACAUGCUAGAGGACCUUGAGACACUGCAGUUUGAGUAUGGGAUUCAAGAGGAAGACCACAGCUGGCUGUAUCUGCUGGGCCGUUCUCAUGGGCUGAUGACCAAGGCCUGUGCCCAUGCAACCUUCUUCUGCAAGCUACUCCAUAAUUUGAGAGAAUCAUUCUCCAGAAAAUCAUUACAGGAGAAGCAAACUUCUAGAUGUCCCUUGACUGGACUGCGUGAAGACACUCCUGAUGACGAUGAGUUAAAGGUGGGCAUCAUUGGAGGCGGCCACCUUGGGAAGCAGCUGGCUCAUACACUGCUUCAGCUUGUCCCCAUCCCAACUGACAGCCUGAGGAUCUCCACUCGGAGGCCAGAGGCCCUGGAUGAAUUCAAGAAACUGGGAAUCCAGUGCUUUUACCAUAACUCUUCUCUGGUGGAGUGGGCCAGCGUGAUAUUCCUCUGCUGCCUGCCAUCUCAGCUGUCUAAUAUCUGUGUAGAAAUUCAAACCAGCCUUGGAAAAGCCUGCAUUGUGUACAGCUUUGUAGCUGCCGUCCCACUACCCAGGUUGAAACUCCUACUGAACCACACCAAUGUCUUACGGCCUCAGUAUCAGUGUGUUGAAGAUCUUGCCAGCAUCUGGGGGGCCAAUAAGGAAAUCACAGCUGCUCUCCAAGACCCUGUGAUUCUUCAGGCUACCUGUCCCUACAGUCCUGCUGGGGGAAUAAUCCUCAAUAUCAAGUGGUUGGAGGGAGUGUUCUAUGCAGCCAUAAAUGUCUGCACGGCAAAGGACAUGCCCCACUCACAAGUGCUGCAGCUUCUGAAUGAACUGUUCCUCUCCAAGCACUUUGAAGCCUGUGAGAAGGACAGAGUGUCUUUCCAAAAAUUUCAAGCACAAGAUUUUGUCAGCAAAGCCUAUGCCAAGAACCUGUCUCGGAAAAGGCCUUUCCCCUGGUUUGAUCUGACUGCUGUGCAACUCAAGGAAACUCCCUUUAGCCAAUAUCUCUUACACAGCACUACUUUUCAGGACAACCUUACCCAUCUAUACUGUGAUUCAUUUGGCAUCACCCUAACCAAAGAACAAGAGCCAGAGGUUUCCACGGGUUCUUCAUCCCAAUAA